ACCAGCAUCAGCAGUUCUCCAGAGCUCAGAGGAAGAACAUCUUCCAAGUUACAACAUUUUCUUCUCCAAAGAAACAAGAAUAAGAAUCUUGGUCAUCAUAAAAGUACUAAUAGUACAGAAUGAGGCGUACAAGGCACGUGGUCUUACCCGUGCGAUCCUGGCAGUACAUUGGUUUACUGCUAGUAUCACUGGCAUGUGUGACUUUUGGUUUAGUAGCUAGGGAUAGAGAAGGACAAGCCGGAAGCUUGACCAGUCCUGAACUUCUUCAUCGUGCCCCUCAUGACGUGGACGUUUGCCCAAAUUUGAAUAUUUUCGCGAAAUCCUCGGUCUGUCUUGAUCUUCCAGAAAAACAAAAUUUCGACUUGAAAAUUAAUAAACGGAAGAGUGACAGUACGGAUGUCGUUCGAAUCGAUAAGAGAUCAACAGAAUUGAGUAUCAACAGAAACGAUCUUUCGGAAAAAAGACACAGAACGAUAAACGAACGACGAGUUUCGGACAGUUCUUCUUAUCCAAUGAAAAAAUUCUCGCGUUCUUUGGAACGAAUCAACUCACAAAUCGAGAACGUUGGACUAUCUUACCGAAAUUCACCUAAUUCAGAAAGAAUUCAAAAUCGAGGAUUGAAAUCUGUAGAACAACGAAAAUUCAGAAUCGAUGAUUCGGAAAGACGAUUAAUGAAAGAACGACGUAUAAACGAACAUAGAAAUUCUCGAAACAGUAUUUCGGACCGACGAUCGAAAUUUGGAACAGAACUUGAAACUUUCAACAGUAGACGUCAAUUAAAUAUAGACAUAGAACGUAGAAAUUCCCGAAUAGAUGCUUUAAAUCGCGAACGUCGAUUGAAUGCAGAUGCAGAACGUAAAAGUUCUCGAGUAGAUAAUCAUAAUCGCGAACAUCGAUUGAACGACGAUGCAGAACGUAGGAGUUCACGACUAGAUAAUCUUAAUCGUCAACGUAGAUCAAGAAAUUCCCGACUCGAUUCUUUAAAUCGCGAACGUCGAUUGUCGAGCAUGGCCGAUCGAAGAAGUACUCGAAUAACCCGUGGAAAUCGUCAUGACUCUGAAUCAUUUUAUUUGAACUCCUUAAGAACGAAAUUCACCUCUCCAGAUAAUACUUUAGCCGAUCAACAAUAUAUUCGACGAGAAAAUAUUCGAUCACAAAUUAGAAACAUAAGAUUUAACUUAAUUGAACGAAAGCAAUCUGGAAAUAGGCUAGAAGAUCAACGAUUCGGACGCAGAAUGCUCGAUCUCGAGGAUCGCAAACUCCUCGAUCGACGCUCUCGUUCUAUCGAACAACGAAAUAUAAAUGCAUUCAAUCGUGAUACCACAUACCUUGGCUUAAGACGUAGAAUUUCCAUUGUACGAAAUUUCGAAUAUAUAAAUCACCGUGAUAAUAUUAAACGUGAUCUUAUUAACCGUUUAUCGCGAUCUCUUUUCACUAAAAGAGAUUCACGAGGACAAAUUGUACAUUCUAAAACUGAUAGAUCCUCAGAAAUUAUAGGAACACCGAAACAAAAUCGUUAUGAGUUUACUGCGCUAAAGCGUAUAGUUCGGUCUCUCAAUGCUAAAAAUCUUCGAAAUGCUCUUCAUACUGUACGCUACUACUCUUUUAAUUCAUCCUUACAAUUAGAUCAUACUAGAAUCGAACGCAAUAGUUUCUCUAACGAACGAUUGAAUGAAAGAUCAUCGCGAGGACAAAUUGCUGACGAGAUUUCACUUCUGGAACGAAGGCUAACUCAAAACAGACAACAUCGCAUUGCAAGGAUAUUUACAUCUGAAAUUUCGAAUCGUAAAUCAUUUAUUAUCCGAAAAUACCAUGUUUCAAAACAAGCAGAAAGAUUGAGUCGUUCACUCGAUAAUAUUAAUCGAUUGAAUUCCAACGAAAGACGUGAAUCUGCCGAAAAUAGACGCUUUAGAACUAAAAACGAUCAUAGUUAUUCUGUUUUGUCGACUGAACGACAAGAUAUUCAAGAACAACGAGAAAACCUUCCACGAAAAACUUCCAUUUUGGUUCUUUCUAAUAACUCUGAAGAACGACGACGUUUAAAUACGAGAAUUCAAGAACAAAGUAAUGGAAGAGUCGAAAAAUUGAUGAAUGAGAAACGUAGAUCCAGUGAUUCUCGCUUAAUCGGAAAAGAAGAACGUUUAAUGGUAUUACGAUCGCGAGAUCACCAUAGAGAUAUUCGAUUGAAUUUGAAAAAAAGACAUAAUGAUUCACAAAUUCGGUACAUUGAUUCACUUACUCGACGAGAAAAUUCCAAUUUUGAUAGAACUUCCAAAUUGAUGGAACGAUCUAGAAGUAACACUGAUAAGAGAUCCUCAUACCGAAAAUUAAUCGAUUUUAGACAAUCCAAUUCUGAAAAGAUCAGAACAUCUGAAAGACCUAUUCAGCAUCGAAAUACGCUUUUGAUUCCUAUGAUCGAUCAUAAUCGAUCGAAUGUAGCAAAAAAUAAAGAAAAUACCAAACAAUUCUUUGAUACAAAUCAUAAAAUUCAAAGAAUCUUCAAAGAAUUCAGGAGUGAAGAAUACGGAGAAAAAAUAGGGAUGAUAUCAAACUUGCUAAAAACAAACGUUCUCUUGGACUAUAAUUUGUCUUUCGAAAUAAUACGGCAACCUUUCAUGAUCAUCAUUUGUAUCUUAUAUGGAUUAUCGAUGACUAAAAAUAACAAACUUUUUACGGGUAAUCUGAUGGAACGUAUUACUAAAUUAGUAUUACGAUGA
Molecule: messenger RNA, 2717 nt
Organism: Polistes canadensis
Lineage: Eukaryota; Metazoa; Arthropoda; Insecta; Hymenoptera; Vespidae
Product: myosin heavy chain, striated muscle-like
Exons: 5
Coding region: 120-2717 (865 amino acids)
Source: RefSeq, a predicted model, not a curated record